Trichogramma pretiosum is the source of this 1295-nucleotide messenger RNA. RefSeq names its product eukaryotic translation initiation factor 3 subunit H-like. The coding region runs from base 148 to 1170 and encodes 340 amino acids. The transcript is spliced from 2 exons. The record is from RefSeq and is a predicted model, not a curated record. NCBI's taxonomy places the organism in Eukaryota, Metazoa, Arthropoda, Insecta, Hymenoptera, Trichogrammatidae. Gene Ontology annotation, cellular component: eukaryotic 43S preinitiation complex; cytosol; cytoplasm. Gene Ontology annotation, molecular function: translation initiation factor activity; metallopeptidase activity; protein binding.
CGAUUUCGUUCCGAGCUCGUGUCUACCGGCCGUCGUCAGCAAAGCAGGCAAACCAACAAUCCUGCCGCAUUUUAUUGAAACAUUAAGUUGUUGUACACUCAAAUUAACCGAAACCCCGUUAUUUAGUUAGCCAAGAUUGCAAGAAAUAUGGCAGGAAGAAAUCAGCAACGCCGAGGAGUCGUGCCCGAGAUGGAGUCGGCACGCAUCGACUACGUCCAGUGCGACGGUUUGGUGGUUAUGAAGAUGCUCAAGCACUGUCACGAAGAGAACUCCAACAACAUGGACGUGGCCCAGGGCGCCCUGCUGGGGCUCAACGUCAACGGCUGCCUCGAGAUCACCAACUGCUUUCCCUUCUGCAAGAACGACGACGUCAACGACGAGGAGGAUUAUCAGCUCAGCAUGAUGCGUAGACUCAGGGUGGUCAACGUUGAUCAUUUCCAUGUUGGAUGGUAUCAGAGCGCUGACGUUGGUAACUUCCUGAGCUUGCCUCUGCUGGAAUCCCAGUAUCACUACCAGACAGCCAUCGAGGAGUCCGUUGUCAUUAUUUAUGACACAGCCAAGUCUGCCAGAGGUUUCUUGACCCUCAAAGCAUAUCGAUUGACUCCACAAGCCAUUCAGAUGUACAAAGAUGGAGAAUUCACACCGGAGGCUCUGAAGAACUUGAAAAUUGGUUACGAGAACCUGUUUGUCGAACUGCCAAUUGUUGUGAAAAAUAGCCCUCUGACAAAUAUUGCCAUCGCCGAGCUCGAUGAGAUGGUUCCCGAGGAACAGGGCACCAAGUAUUUGGAUUUGGGAACCGCCAGUGUGUUGGAAAACCAAUUGCGCUGUAUGAUGGAUAGAGUCGAUGAGUUGAACCAGGAAGCCAUUAAAUUCAACCGUUACCAGAAUCUGGUGAUCCGUCAACAACAGGACAAAAACAGAUUAUUGCAAAAGAGAGCUCAAGAAAAUGCUGCUCGUGCUGCUAAGGACGAGCCACCACUACCAGAGGAAGACAUCAACAAGCUAAUUAGACCCAUUCCUGUGCCACUCAGACUCAAUCCUAUGAUUACUGCUGGUCAAAUCAAUACAUACAGCCAACACAUCUCCCAGUUCUGCUCUCAAAGCUUAGCUAAAUUGUACAUAACUCAAAGUCUUCAAAAUGCUAAGGAAAACGCAAAAUCUUCGCGAUAAAAAAUAUGUUUAUUUUUUAUAUGAAAAGAGUAUUGAAUACUGAAUCAUAAAAUAUUUAUAAUUGUAUGUUGAAAUAGUUCAAUUCUAUACUAUCAUGAAAUAAAUUUUUCAAUGGAAUCUUUAAA